This is a messenger RNA of Lodderomyces theae, 2565 nucleotides long. RefSeq lists its product as uncharacterized. Lineage: Eukaryota; Fungi; Ascomycota; Pichiomycetes; Serinales; Debaryomycetaceae. Gene Ontology annotation, molecular function: protein binding. The record is from RefSeq and is a predicted model, not a curated record. The transcript has a single exon. Bases 1 to 2565 code for a protein of 854 amino acids.
AUGGAGGGGUUUGAAGAAUUCCUUAAUCUACGAGGCAUACAUCGGUCAUUGAAUAAUAAUCACACAACCUCCACGGCCUUUUCGCGUCACCAAAUCAGAGUCCAGCCGCAAGAUGACUAUGAUAUGCUGGAUGAUGAAGAUUUGAUCGCGGCUUCUAACUUUGUUGAAGCUGAUAUGGUUGAAAGUAUUUCCAAUGAUAAUGAAGUUCAACCCGACCAUGAUCAUGAAAGACAUGACGAUGCUCAUGCGGAAAACGAUGAACAAUUUGACGUGAGAGAUCGAUCUAAUGAUGGUAUUGAGGAGCAACAUAUGCUGUUUAUAGAACACGCAAAUGCUCUGGAGUUUGGUACCAACCGUAUUACCACAGGUCGUGGACAGGUUGGACCCCAGGCUCAUCGACUGAUUGAAGAGUACACCGAGGAGAUAAGACGUACUCUACAAGUGGAGUUUUCAGAUCUGGACGGCGAGGACGAGGCAUAUGACUCGAUAUCUGAUGACGAUACCCCUGUUUAUACGUCGAGCUCUUCUCGUGUCAACAGAGAAACAAUGUCCUGCCUUGAAGAGUUGGAUGACAAUUUCAAAUAUACAGAAAGAAAACCAUCAAGUGUGAGAUUUAAAUAUCACCGUUCACACGAUAAAACAAACUUUAUAUACUCGCCACCAGUGAAGACGAUAGAUAGAGGUAGUUUUGUGGUCGAUAUUGAACCUCAUCAAGAGCUACUUUUAUUGAAACAAGCUCCCGCGGAAAAGUUUUACAAUGGAAUGGAAUUAAAUGUGGCAGGAACAACCACUUUAAAGUCAAUGAGGGGUUGCAUGCAAUACAAGAACAACUUGAGUUGUGUUUUUGCCCAUGAUGGUGGCGAUUAUCUAGUUGUUGCUUGUAAUUCGAGACUCGAUAUAUACGACUUUGAUCUGAUGACGAAUUUGCCAAAUGAAACCCCUCGUUUGAUGUUUGAUACCAAGCCUACAUUUACAUCAACCACAGAUAGGGUUGUUGCCGCAAGUCCGUAUUUCCCACAUGGUAUCAACUAUGUGAAAAGUUGUCAGUUUCUUGGCAAGACGGUUGUUUGCGCAUGCAUCGAUGACGGACGUUUGUUAAUAUGGUACGUUGAUGCACUCGUUGAGCAAUUGAAACGACACCAGCCAUCUGCUGAAGAGGUUCAAUUCAGAAACUUGAAAAUACCUCCGAGUUUCAAGAUUAGAUUGAGUGCCUCUUUGUGGGGACUUGAUAUAAAGGACAAUAUUAUUGUUGCCUCGGAUAACUCGCAAUGUAUUGUGUUGUUAUACUUCCAUGAACAAGAUGGGAGAUUUUAUCAUGUGAAAUCACAUCAGCUUCUACAUAAUAUACCUAGCGUUGCCAUCAUCAAGCAUACGCAUGGAGCCGUUGAAGUUUCGUGUGUUACGAUUGCAGGAGAAGUUGUAGUUCUUGAUUUUCAAUUCAAGCUCGUUUUGGGGCCAUUGAACAAAUCUGACUUGGAGUUUUUCCAACAUAGGGCAGUUUAUUAUACAGAUCCAAUGAUUGAGUCUUUGGAAUAUGGUAAUGGGGAUGACGAAGUAUAUCGACACAGGCAUUUGGAUCACUAUGAGGAUAGGGAUUUGAUUAGUAGUGCAAGGACUGUUUUCAAAAGGGUUGAAUUUUAUCCUCCUUCGCUUUUGUCGCGAUGUGUCGUUGAUGAGGAUUGCUGGACAAUCCAACCAUUUCGUCGUAGUUGGUUUCUACCGGUGGGUUCAUUGCAAUCGGUGUUUGGUGAUUGUGAAAUUGACGAUGAAAAAGAGUGCGAUAGGAUAAUUGCAGAAAGCAUCGUUUUAAAGUCGAAACAAGGAUUUCAAUUGCAAAGGGAGGGGGAGGUGUUGCAAGAAGAUGGGAAAGAUGAUGUGAUUGAUUCUGGAACUGGUUUGGGUCUGGCUGCCAACUACCAAUUUUACCAAUGCGACUCAAUCGAUUUUCACGGAGUUGAACCUCCCGUUAUUCGUAUGCCAGCUACUGCCAAAAUGACGGAUAUCAAUGAUGAGUAUAGGCGAAUUCAUAGGGAUAUUUUACUCCAUGAGAAACUGAACAAAAUUGUUGAUGAUUUCUUGGCUGUUACAACUUCUAAAAAGAUGGCUUUAUUCAAAUAUCCCAGCUUGUAUUGUCCUUGUGCGACUAAGCCUUUGUUUAAUUUGGACUUGCAUAAGAAAACCGAAAGUUGUUAUUCAAAUAGGCUUUCAAUCUCAGCCGUGAUUCCCGAAUUGUCAUGCUUCAUUGGUGUUUCUCAACAAGGAAUAGUGACAAUUAUGCGAAUGUGCACUUAUCGAGGAGUUUAUGGAAUGCGACAGGAGCAUGUGUUUCCUAAUGCUUUUAAGGUAGCAGCCACUGCCGAUGGUGGCAGUUACCGAACCAUUGUUGGGUUGAGUGUACGAGAAAAGAAGAGUCAAGUUGGUGUGAAUAAUGGUGAUUGUUCAACUGUGUUUGAUAGCAGUUGUAUUGAUGGCGUGCGGGCGAGUGAGAUAAAAGACAGCCCUUCAUAUUUACUUUACAUUUUGUAUGAUGAUGGGAAGAUACUUGGGUACAGCUUGCUGGAGUAA